UUUCAGAAAGAUGUCUUCUGUUGGUAGCUUAGGAUCUGCUGGAUCUUUGGGUGAUGAAACACCAGAGAUUAGUUCUCGGAUUGAGGAGGAUAAAAGUGGAUCAACUGCAACUACAGAUAUAUUGUCAAACAAUUCCCUAGCUUCACUGGAAGAUAUUCAGGAAUCUAUCCUGGGACUGAAGAGAACUAUUCUAGAAACGGAGGUCAACAGUGAUCAAAGGAAAUCAAUUGUCCAUAAAUUGAUCAAGUUGAGGAUAAAAGAACAAGAUCUAGAAAAUAGAAAGUUUUAUCAGAGUCCGGGAGAAGUUGAAACGUUACGUCAUUGUCUUGUUCCAGUCUUACAGAAGCUUCCGGCAAGAUCGUAUUGUGAUGAAUGUGGAAGUGCUGUGUGGCCUGUUCUACAGACUAUUUACGAAUAUUUAGAUCGUAUUGUGAUGAAUGUGGAAGUGCUGUGUGGCCUGUUCUACAGACUAUUUACGAAUGUAAAACAUGUUCUCAUAUUGUUCAUGCACAGUGCUUAGCAAGGUUGUCGCGUAAGUGUGUGGGGGCGUGGUUGCAUCCUCUAGAGGAGGAGGAGGAGAACUUGUUCUACAACGGAUCCAUCCUUCAUAAUAUCUGUCCAGAGAUCAGUUUGGUUGAACAGAAGUAUGAAUGUGCUGAAUGCUUUAUUAAACUCCAUCCAGAAAGUGGACACAGAUUAUGUGAUUAUACUGGAUUAUGGUUCUGUACAUCCUGUCAUUGGGGAUACAGUUCCCCCAUCCCUGCUAGGAUUAUUCAUAACUGGGACUUCACACCUAUGCCGGUUAGCCAGGCUGCUUACCAUUUAUCUAUAUUAGUUUGUAGUCCUGGUUUAAGUAUUGUAGCAGCAGAGCUGUCAGCUGUUGUACGACAGCGCAGAUCAGUUCUAGAGAUGAAGAAGUAUUUGAUGCUGUGUAGGGUAGCUUCAGCCAACAGAUUACUCAGGAAGUUGGAAGAACGUCAACACUUCGUGGAUGAUGAUUCACUUUAUAGUCUUCAGGACCUUCUAGACGUUGAGUUAGGAUCUCUUGGAGCAUGGUUAGGGCAGAUCCUGGAGCAAUGGCAGGAUCAUAUACUAUCCUGUAUACUCUGCAGAGCUAAGGGGUUUGUGUGUGAGGUAUGUCCCGAGAAAUCUGAAGUUCUAUUUCCCUUUACCAUUGGAACAGAAACAUGUCAGGCUUGUGGAGCAGUUUUUCAUAGAGAGUGCUUUCGUCAUUUAUUAAACUGUCCCAGAUGUGAAAGGAAAAGAGAGAGAACCAUGAAAGUUGAAGAAACUGAUAAAGAGGAAAUAUAUUCAUGAUUUAAAUAUCAAAAAUUAGAUAUUAUAUAUAUUUUUAUAUGAACAAUUCCAUUGUUAACGACGCGAUGCAUGUAAUCUGAUUAUUCAAUCUUUUUAAAAACGCUGUGCAACACCUUUUUUCUUACAUUCAAAGUAGGGGAGGUUGUUGAUAUAAUUCAAUUAAUGUUUAGCAAUGAUAGUUGUUCAAAUUUUAGAUUUUGAUCAGAUCUUAUUGAAUUUGUAAAUAAUACUUCCAGACUGAAUUCUUAAAUUUUAUGCAACACAACUAAUCUAGUGCCUCUAAAUCAAUUGUCAUUAUUACAACAAUUUUUAUCUGAAUGUUUUUUCAAAUUUUUUUCCACUUGAUAGUUUUACUUAUCACCAGGAUGUUGUAAACUAAAACUGUUUCAUCUACCAGAAUUUAGUUUGAAAUAUCAAAGUUCUACGACAUCCGGUUGCAAAGACAACGGGAUUGGAAGAAUCAAAGUUUGUGGC
Molecule: messenger RNA, 1791 nt
Organism: Eurytemora carolleeae
Lineage: Eukaryota; Metazoa; Arthropoda; Copepoda; Calanoida; Temoridae
Gene: DEF8
Product: differentially expressed in FDCP 8 homolog A
Exons: 15
Coding region: 373-1317 (314 amino acids)
Source: RefSeq, a predicted model, not a curated record